AAUACGUCUGGUAUUGAGCGCACGCGCUCAACUGAUUGCGGUGACAAUAUAAGAGGCAUCCUCGAGCUGGUUAACUUUUUUGAGGUUAAGCAGUACGAGAGGCAAAGCAAUUUCUUUCGAACAUAAGAGCGCAGGAUAAUAAAUAAAGUAAAAAAUCCAGUCAUUCGUUUGGGACUGUAAGAAUUCGAAUACUUAUAAAUUAUGUACGCAAACAGUCCCGAAAGAGUUUCGCAGCUUCCUGCAGAAAAUGAAAUCGUUCGCUUGACCCCGGAGGAAGAACGGAUAUAUAUGGAAUGUAACAAAGAAGCAUUCUUUAAAAAGGGAAUACCUUAUGGUUCUGUGAGUGCGCUCACUGCUUUUGCCGCUAUCAAAACAGGGCUAUUCAAAUCGAGUAAAAAUUUUGGUUAUUAUCCAAUUAUACUGACUGCUGGUGGUAUUGGAACUUUCGUAGGACUGGUUGCUCAUAAAGCUGCUUGUGUACAAAAAAUUUUGGAUAUGCCAAACAGCCAUUUGAAACAGAUGAUUGAAGCAUCCAAGAAUAAGCUUGUAUACCCAGAUGCAAGGAAAAAAGAAUUAGUUACCGAUAGAAUAUACACGGAGGACCAAUCACCGUUGAUGCCAACAUUACAAGUUGACGAUCAUCAUCCCUUAAAUGAUUUUGACACGUUCACAGGCGUCCAUACAGAUUCCGAACAGCGGGACGAUUUUUUCACAAUGGAACCUCUCGACAAAUUUUCUGGGCCAGCAACAACAUAUGAAGAAUUAAGACGAAAAAAUCGAGAGGAAUACAUGAGAUCACAAUUGACGAGGCCAAUGGCAGGCCCCGAAAACCCAAGAACGAGUGGACCACAACCUCCGCCAGCUUUUCCUUCGACUUAUCCAGAGAGCAGUCUUCCCUUUGACCUUGACAGAGUUCCACAGUACCAAUUGAAUGAUUGAAGCGAUUUACAUUCAUUUCGAACUCACGUAUGAUUUGUAUAUAGUGAGUUUUCAGCUUUAUAGUUAAACUUAUUUUUCCUUACUGGAAGAGACGAAAGUAAUAAACGCGUACUUUCAACGUUGA
Molecule: messenger RNA, 1063 nt
Organism: Venturia canescens
Lineage: Eukaryota; Metazoa; Arthropoda; Insecta; Hymenoptera; Ichneumonidae
Gene: asrij
Product: OCIA domain-containing protein asrij
Exons: 5
Coding region: 202-939 (245 amino acids)
Cellular component (GO): endosome
Source: RefSeq, a predicted model, not a curated record